AUGUCGUUUGACUGGCUGAAUGUGCCAGGGAUAAGUGUUAGUGGUGAUAACUCAGAGGUCAGGACCAAUAAUUCUGCAGCACCUCCCUCGGUCUCGUUUAAUUUUGGUCAGACCAUCCCUACUGCAAAGAGCAAGAACAAUCCAUUCGCUACUUCAGCUCAGAAUCACACGCCGUUUAGUAACAAUGCAGGGCAUGACUCCAACGCAUUUGGGCUAUCACAACAAAUGAUUCCUCCGGCAAAACAGAACAAUAGUGAUCCGCAACACCAGGUGGUUGAUGGUUCAGGGAGCGACUAUAGGGAGACCCCUGAUGAUUUGAAGGUUCCAUUGUCACUUUCACAGACUCAGCUAACCCACGAGGAGAUUAGAACUUAUCUCAGGUGGUACAAGUAUAUCACUAUGAAAACUCACGGCAAAAUGGUCAGGUUAAUUGAUAUCUUCAAAUUUUUGCAUAACUUUACUAUCACUGAGGAACUGAAAUUAAGGAUAAUGACGAUAUUCAGGACUUGCAAAAAUGCAUUGAACAUUGGACAGUUUUUCGCCGUUUUGAGAUUGAUUUCGGUCGCUUUGACACAAGGAAUCAAACCGACAAGAAGAAUGAUUCUACAAAAAGCUACGGUACCGAAGCCAAGGCCUAUAUUGAGUAGCAGCAGCAACGCUGAGGUAUAUGAAGAAGUGGAAGAUACGGUGCCUGAUAAUGGAGCUACAGAUAAGGGAAAUGGAGACCCAGCGAAAGUCGACUUUGACUCUUUUGCCUCUCUGCUAUUAACGGGGAAAUCACAAGGUAAAAGAAUAAGAAGAAGGAUAAGCAACGUCGUAUUUAAAAAUAAAAGAGUCAGAUUCUCUGAGAACGUCACUUUCCAGGAAGCGGAAUGUGCAGGUGAACCCUCAAAUGCUAAUAACGAAGUUGAAUCUCCUGAAGAUGACACUUCUGUUGUGGAAGGUGACCUAGACCUCUCACUCCCUAUGGACCAGCUACUCAAACUAAUGGCUAAGAAGAAGCAAAGCAACAGCUCGCUCGUUUCCAAACUUCCUACUGAGCAACAAGAAACAGAAGAGGAGAGAGAAGUUUUGAAGGAUAUGCAAGAUUCAUUGUCUCAUUUCAAGCAGAUUAGGGGGCCGGACUCUGCAUCUAUGUUCCCCCCGCUCUACUUGAAUAAUAUAAGUCAAGGGCAACCAAACAGUUCCCAGCAGCCUUUGGAAUCCUUGCAGCCACUGAAGCCCACCAGUACAGGGUCAACCAACCAUUUCAUGCGUGAAGAAUUCAACCAACAAUUAAAUCAAGAAGGUCUUCCUCAAGCUGAUGGUGUUUUGCAGCCGUUGAAACCUACUGCAACUGGUUCUGCAAAUUAUCUGGUUCGUAGCCAUAUUGGAACAAGCCCUGUAAAUAGCCAGCAGAGUAUCCCCAGCGAUGUUAAUAGAAAUCAAACGGCAGGCUCCUCCAAUGGACCAUCUUUAGAACCACUGAAGCCUACUGCUACAGGGUCGGCCAACUAUUUGAUGAAACAGCAACAUGUUGAUUUACCAACCAGUAAUCAGGUAUUGAGUCCAAAUGCCACAGGCUAUGGAAAUCAACAAGCUCCAGUAGCUGAUCAAUUCAUGAAUUUUCCUCGACAACAACAACAACAGCAGCAGCAGCAGCCCAUUUUAUCUCCGCAGCCUACAGUACAACAGCCCGUGUUGUCACCUCAACCUACAAUGCAGCAGCAACAGAAUCAAGUGCAUUUACCAGUGUUACAACCUACAGGCCGUCCGAUACCGCAGUCUAAUAUUUACAAUACCAAUGAUCUAGGGGUUAAGUCGCUCUCACCUCAGUUACCCCUGUCGCAGCAAAACACGUUGGGCCAAGCGCAUUUGAACCCACCAUUAGUUCAACAAAACACGUUUCCGAUCCGCUCUCCACCCACUCAGUAUGCGGGAUUUCAACCUCAACCGUUGCACGGCAAUCAUUUAGUUGUUCCUCGGAGAGAGAGCACCAAUCCAUCGAAUAAUUCAUCGAAUCUGGCCCAGACGGGGAAUGUGGCAAACACGUAUUUUCAAUCAUUACUGUCUCAUUCUCCCUCUCCUCAUCAAAGUACGACGAACCUUCCAGGCAGUAAUAUCAACCAAAAUGGAUCCCCAUCAUAUCAAAUGUCAAAUCAGCAGCAGCAGCCACAACAACAACAGCAGCAGCAGCUGUACUCGCACAAUAAUGGGAAUAUGGUUCCCAAUGCAUACAAUCACAGUAACCUAAUCCCACAGCAGCAGCAGCAGCAAAGACCGCAAGAACAAAUGUAUGGAUACUCGCCAAUGCAAAAUACAGGUGAUUUUGCGCAUAGCCCCAUGAACCCCCAGCAUAUGCAGCAGCAGCAGCAGCAGCAACAUCCGCAGGGUAUUAAUGUGAAUCAGUACAAUACCUUUGGUCGUCCACUGGCCUCUCAGAAGCCAUUGCCAACACAACAGGGCAGCAACAGCAACAACAACAACAACACUACGAAUAACGAUAUUUUAGGAAAUUACCAAGCUCUUCAGCAGCAGGUAAAUUCUUUGCAAAACACUUAUAGAUAA
Molecule: messenger RNA, 2547 nt
Organism: Huiozyma naganishii CBS 8797
Lineage: Eukaryota; Fungi; Ascomycota; Saccharomycetes; Saccharomycetales; Saccharomycetaceae
Gene: SCD5
Product: Scd5p
Exons: 1
Coding region: 1-2547 (848 amino acids)
Source: RefSeq, a predicted model, not a curated record